ACGUUACAUUGGGGGCUGCGAGAGAGCAGUCAGUGAAAUGUGAUCGAACAAUGACAGCAGAGAGUUAAAGGGAAAACGAGUAUCAUCAUCACAGUAAUAUAACAAUAAUAACACAAAAACACUGCACCUCGCGGCAGCAUCGCAACGACACAAGAUCCUCUAUCUCACAACAGGGGAGAGAGUGGAAAACGAGCUAAGGUUGGAAAGAUUAAUGGAAGCAAAAACGAAAUAUUGUUGAUUUUUUUACCUGAUCGAAUCAGAUCAUUUUGUUUUGGGAUCGUCUGGAAAUAACGACGUCAGAAAAACAACGAAUCGUUGCUCUUUUUAAAAUAUUUUGUAUAUUUUUGAUAAAGGAAGAAGGUUGCGAUAUAUUAUACAUACAUGUUUGCGAACUGUACAGUUAGGUCGUCAUAACCACGGACCUACGCAGCAAAGUACGGUAGUGUGGAAAAAAGAAAGAAAAAAAAACAACACAAAGGAUUUUAAAUGGUUGAAGUAAUCUUGAUGGGAGGUUUUUAAUUGUCCUCACAUUUUCUCUUUUACGAAGCUUAAGUAAAGAGGCAAGGCCAUGCGUCCUGGAUUGUCUUGUUGGUCUGCUACAAUUUGCCCCUCUGUGAGGACAUCAGCAACAGCAUCAUCUUUUCCGUCAUGGCCGCACUGGAGGUACUGUUUGACUUUUUUAUACCUUUUGCAGCUUCAGUUCCAACAGUUGUCCUGUCGGUCCAUGGAAUGGCACACAGCCUUCGUCACCACAACAUACCUGGAUCCAGCCACCAACCUGACUGUCACAGAAAACACGGAGAGUGGCAGGUAUGGGGACAGUUCCCCCAAGGACAGCGUCGACGGUCAUGUGGGGAUCCCCAGAACUGUAAAGGACACUGAGGGCUGUGACCCUAACGCCGAGUACUAUUUACCAACCCGAGCUGGCUCACUCACUACAGAACCAUGGAUUGCACUGGUUGCCAGAGGCAAUUGUACUUUCAAGGACAAAGUAUUGAAUGCAGCUCGAAAAAAUGCAGCCGCAGUGGUCAUCUACAAUGAAGCAAAGUAUGGCAACGCUACCAUCCCUAUGUCCCAUAUUGGGACUGGAAACACUGUGGUCGUUAUGGUUGGCUACCCGAAGGGGAUUGAGAUUUUAGAGCUGAUCCGCAGAGGAAUCCCAGUCAAAAUGUCCAUAGCUGUGGGCACCCGCCACGUGCAGGAAUUUUUGAGUGGUCAGUCUGUUGUGUUCGUGACCAUCGCCUUCAUUGCAAUGAUGAUCAUCUCUUUGGCUUGGCUCAUCUUCUACUACAUACAGAGAUAUCUGUAUGCUGGAACACAGUUUGGAAACCAGAACAAUAGAAAGGAGACCAAAAAAGCCAUAAAUCAGCUCCAGCUGCACACUGUGAAACGAGGAGACAAGGAAAUAAACCUGGAUGCAGAGAAUUGUGCAGUCUGCAUUGAAAACUACAAACCUAAAGAUGUUGUCAGAAUUCUUCCUUGCAAGCAUGUUUUCCACAGGACGUGCAUUGACCCCUGGCUACUAGAUCACAGAACAUGCCCAAUGUGUAAACUUGAUGUUAUAAAAGCCCUUGGAUAUCUGGUGGACCCUGAAGAGGCCAUUGAAGUGACAGCCCCAGAGUCUCUGCCAGAUAGUGUGACUAUCAGGAGCCUGAGUGUUUCCCUACAGGAUGAUGUGGACAAUGAAGCCAGCAGCAGCAGUUCCCCUUCACACCAGACCCCGCAGGAUGACAGCGGGCCUGUGGAAGAAGCUGGGGAAUCAGUAGCUCUACUUGAUGACAAUCAGAAGUGUGAGGAUAACAGAGAAAAGACUCCUGAUCCUGAUGACAUCGCAGUCAUCUCUUGAACCACGACAAAGGAUACACAAAGACUUUGCUUCAAACCCCUUUCCUUGCUACUCAAAUCAAGGACCUUCCUUACAAUCCUGAUCUGAGACUUGCUUAGAUGUUAAGAGCUCCAAAUAAUAUACAAGAAUAUAUUUUAUGUAAUGCCACAUAUUAAGAAGAAAUGAUAGAUGUUUAACUACAGCUAUGGCCAAAAGUUUGGCAUCACCUAUAAUUUUUAGGGAUUGAGACAAUUAAAAAAAAACAAAAAAAAAAAAAAACUGUUUAGAUUUCAAAAUGUCACUUUUUUCAAUUUUCUAUUUUUUAAGUAUAUGGAAAACUACAAAGUGGUAUGUAAUUCAAUAGCUUAACGUAACAUUAUUCAGCAGGUUUCAUUCGACUUUAUGAAGCCAAAUUUGUUAAUUCUGUAGGCUGCUGCAAAACGUUUGGUUAUAGCUGUAGAAUAGUAUAAGUAAAACUUGUUUAAUUUGCUAAACCAACAGCAUCACACUGAGUUAUUGUCAUGCUUAUACAGUGAUUUGGCAUUUCAAAGCAGAUGGGUCAAAGUUUUAUACAAUUUCAGUGUGAGGGGUAAAAAAAUCUGAGCAUUGUCCUGCUGCAGUAAUAUAACAUCAUUUUUUUAAAGCGUCCGUGUUGCUUAAAAUUCUCUAGUAUAUGUAUAAACAUUUGUAUAAACAUUUUAGUUGAAAAAACUGCCAGCUUUCAAAUGUGUUUCGUCUCAGCCUGUUCCCUUUCAGCAACAGGACAGCUUGUUAGAACUGUCAGUGAUUUUAACAGAAGUCAUGUAGCCACUAUGAAUAUGUGUUCCCAUGUUUCAGUUAUAGAGCACUUACUUGCAUGACUGGAGAAUCACUCACCGUCGGGCAACAUGCUGACAGUUGUUGAGCAUCCUCCUGGGCAACAGCCAGUUUGUACCAAAUUAUGUGGUUUUGUGAUGUGGCCUUGUCUUUACACAAAGAACAGAUGUGGGUAAGAGCCUUGUGCAAGGUACAGUUAUUACUUUUUAUUAAAUAUAAAACAUGAGGGCACAAACAGUAGAUCAUAAAUUACUAGAUAUCUUCUCUGACCAAGAGGUAUAUGCCCCAAUAUAAAAAAUGGUGUGAAUGGCAGAAAAAAAAAAAAUCGCGAUCCAACAGUACAGUACUUUGGGAGAGGACGGUAUGAAUUAUUUCUAUUGGCUUCCUUAUCCAGCUAAUGCUAUACAUGAUUGUAUAUGAACAAGUAAUCCACAAGUUUGUAAGUGUGAAAAGACACAUUAUUAAAACAAAAAACAUAAAAACACUACAAAAAAACCCACUAUUGAUAAUGUGGGUCAAUAUACUAGUCAACCCGCCAUGCCAGAUUUUGUUAAUAAUUGAAGAGGCUGAUGGAGCAAAGUACUAUACUAUCCCUCAAGUUUGUGAUUUCAAGGUACAGGCAAAGUUCACGACUGACAGUUCUAAAUCUGGUUUAACCCAGUGGGUUGUAAAUACGGUCCAGCAUGCAAUUCUUUUUUUGAUCCAGGUUAGGGUUAACACUGUUCUUUCAUUUAACUCGAUAUUAAGUCAUUAGAAUUAUAAAGUUCCUCCACAGAGCAAUGAAAGUACCAAACAGUGGGCAAAAUCUGAGGACCACCACAGUGUAUAAAUUGUCAGCUAAAGCACACAUUACCGUAAUAUGGUUAACGUUUGUCUGAAGAGAAGAAGCUGCAAUUCUUGAGAUUAAAUUGCUGAAUUCCACUGUUUUUAAAAUGAACAGUGACACCCUUCAUUUUGCUUCAUAGACUUUGAUUACCUUCUAUAUAAGCCCAAUUCAAACCUACUUGUGUCUGUAACCGUGAUCUGUGCCUUGCAUACAUGGCAUUCCAGCUAUUUUAAUUUAGUACUGCUCUUCAUUCUUUAACCUUUUAUAUAUGGCUGUCCGUUUUAACUGAACACUGAAUACAUUUACUAUGGGCUGGCACAUCCAACAAUGCAUUUUGCAGACUGCUUUCUUGCAAGAAUUUGUUUCUAUGGUUUAGAUUCUAGAGAUGAUAAACAUUCAACCUACAGAUCAUCCAUAAAUGAUAACCCAAAACUUAGAUUCUAGAGAUGAUAAACAUUCAACCUACAGAUCAUCCAUAAAUGAUAACCCAAAACUUAGAUUCUAGAGAUGAUAAACAUUCAACCUGCAGAUCAUCCAUAAAUGAUAACCCAAAACUUAGAUUCUAGAGAUGAUAAACAUUCAACCUGCAGAUCAUCCAUAAAUGAUAACCCAAAGCUUUUACUCGGAUGAACAAAACAAUGAGGACUCAAUAAAUCUUCGGUGCAGGUGAACGUAUACAAGGUUUGCUUGGUCAUUGAGUUCCAUAUUUGUGCAUAUUUUAUACUGUACCUAAGAGAAAAAUAUGAAUGCAUAGAACCCUUUUUUAUUAAUAUUUCAGUAUCAAAUUCAAUAUUUUGGUGAAGAUACACUUUGAAUCGGUAUUAAACUAAUUCUGUUUUUUACCUAUGGUAUUGGAGCCUGUUGACCCUACUUGUAACAAGCUGGUGUUCCUGUUAUCUAAAACCUAAAUGAAGACUGGUUUUUAGCAGAUCCCAGUAACUAUUUGUCCCAUGCAGGUUUGCUUUGUGUUUGUUGUCUCCGAGAUUAGUGGGUGUAAUCUACAGUUAAAUUGCUCAAUAGUUGAUAGACUUCCAUUUAAAAUCUGGAUAUCAGGUGAUGCAAUGGCACAAAGGUGGGUACUGACCGUGUUGACUAAGAUGUCUCAAACUUUAGAAAAGCUGUAUUUUUAUAUAUAGAAACAUAAAGGUCUUACGACAUUAACCAGACUGUAAAUUGUGUACAAGCGCCACUACUCAGACCCAUAGAAAAAUAAUUUUGUACAGUGUGAAAUGUUUGGUCAAACUGUUCCUAAUCUGUUUACAUUUUAAUGAUCAAAUGACAUUUUGGUUUUGAUAAAAUGUAUUGUUGGAUUUCUUUUUUUUUUUGGUACUUAAGUGCUAAAAGUAAUAAUUGCAAAUUAACUGAAAGGGGUCAUUAAAGAUCUGGUGAAUUAAAA
This is a messenger RNA of Acipenser ruthenus (sterlet), 4863 nucleotides long. Its product is annotated as E3 ubiquitin-protein ligase RNF149-like. NCBI's taxonomy places the organism in Eukaryota, Metazoa, Chordata, Actinopteri, Acipenseriformes, Acipenseridae. Bases 569 to 1846 code for a protein of 425 amino acids. The record is from RefSeq and is a predicted model, not a curated record. The transcript is spliced from 7 exons.